This is a messenger RNA of Hydractinia symbiolongicarpus, 1970 nucleotides long. Its product is annotated as glutathionyl-hydroquinone reductase YqjG-like. The record is from RefSeq and is a predicted model, not a curated record. The coding region runs from base 192 to 1118 and encodes 308 amino acids. Gene Ontology annotation, cellular component: cytoplasm. NCBI's taxonomy places the organism in Eukaryota, Metazoa, Cnidaria, Hydrozoa, Anthoathecata, Hydractiniidae. The transcript is spliced from 6 exons. Gene Ontology annotation, molecular function: glutathione transferase activity.
UUUUUUUUCUUCCAAUUUAUUGUAUUAAUUAUUAUCAUUUUAUCUCUGAUUCCUUUAUAUAAUUUUUCAAGAUUUAAUUCCUCUUUUUUUGAAUUAGUCAUAGUAAACUUUGUCGGAAAUAUGUUUGUAGAAAAGCUCAGUUACUAGCAUAUAAUUUCAUUAAAUUUUCUGUACUCAUUAUAUGCAACAGAAUGACAGAACAGGAAAUUAAAGAUAUCCUUGAUACAGUGAGUGCGGAUGGUAGUAGCGGCUAUAAAGCAGAGAAGGGAAGAUAUCAUUUGUACGUUGGACAUGGUUGCCCAUUUGCUUUUAGAACCACAGUAGCUCGUGUAUUGAAAGGGCUGGAAGAUACCAUCACAGUUGAUGUUGUUGAUCCAAUAAAAAAAGAUCUUGACAAGGGUUGGAACUUCUCUCCUGAAAAGGCUAACUGUACCGCUGACACGGUGUGUGGCAAAAUGUAUUUAAGAGAUGUUUAUAUGCUGUCUCACCCAAAUUACACAGGAAAAAUAUCUGUGCCUGUUUUGUUUGACAAAAAUACAAAGAAAAUAGUUAGCACUGACUCAGCAGCAAUUUUAAGAAUGAUAAAUAACGAAUUUAACGAGUUUUGUGCGACGGAGGAACAAGCAAAACUUGACUUAUAUCCGAAAGAAAAAAGAGAUGAAAUAGAAGAAUUGAAAAAGUGGAUUAUACCAUCAGUUGUCUUCAAUGUUUAUGCUGUUGCGCUGGCAAAGACUCAAGAAGUUUAUGAUGAAAAAGUUACUAAUUUGUUUAACAAUCUAGAUAAGAUAGAUACUAUUUUGGCACAAAAACGAUUCUUAACUGGCUCAAAUAUCACAGAAAUAGAUGUUUUCUUGUUUGCAACGUUACUCCGCUUCGACCCAGUAUAUUAUUCCCUGUUUAAGUGUAACAAAAAAAUGAUGAUGGACUAUCCAAAUAUUUGGCCGUAUCUGAGAGAUCUAUUCCAGACUGGAGAUAUUGCUUCUACUGUUAACUUUGAACAUAUCAAAGCCAUUUACUACGGCAGUUACAAGGAGUUCAAUCCGUCUUUAAUUAUCCCUGCUGGUCCAGUCAUUGACUUUACUGAAGAAACUGAUCGUGCAGAGAUUGGAAAAAACUGAUACUUACAAAAUAUUAUGCGUAACUUUUUUUCAUACAAUUGUUUUUUAAUUUAUUUAUUUUUUAAAUUUUCUGUUUUUUAGCAAUUUAAGGUAUUACGAAGAAAACUGUUUCGUCAUAAGUAAAAUUAAUUUUUUGGGAAUAAAUAUUUUUAGUUACUUUUCGCCAUAUUUGUUAUUUCCUUUUGCGUAAUAUGAAAUUCCUUACAAAUAGUUGGAUGUAAAGUAAUUUAGGAUAAUUUUGCAUUUCGCGAAUAUGUACUUUUGCGAAUGACCAAAAGUUAAUCUCAAUUAAACACUAAAUUUUAUUUGACACUAAAAUAGGCCAUUCUUUUCUGGCGUUUUUGCGAAUUUUACCUCACAGAAUGUCUUUCGCGUUCAUGACUCCGCAAACCGAUGUUUUUAAAAUUUGUUGCCUCCUGAACCUUCACAACUUAAAUUUAAUACGUUUUUGCACCUAAAGUAACGUUAUCACGAUAUCGUAGAAUUACUUAAGCAUUGAUUCCAUAACCUUUUUGUAAAGAAAAAAAUUCAAGAGAGUGAGCAGAAACAGUUUCUAUAAAAUAAAAAUAACUAUGUUAUUACCGUUCACUCGAUUAACGGAGAAAUUCAUUAUAAUAAGCAUUCAAAGUAGCAGAUAGGCAAUUAUAUGAUACGUUAUCCCCGCCCCCCCUUAUUUUUUUUACUAUGAUUACUGGAACAGGGCAAAUACACAAAUAUUUCAAUUUUUGUAUAUUUUAUUUUUUUUUUUUUUUUUUUUUUUAACUUUUCAUUAACUUUAAUAACUAUGUAUUUUUGACUUAAUUUUUCGAUGCCAUGAUAUUAAUGAGUAAGUUACUUCCAAACCGUAUUCAA